Hyalella azteca is the source of this 605-nucleotide messenger RNA. Its product is annotated as protein crooked neck-like. Gene Ontology annotation, cellular component: precatalytic spliceosome; Prp19 complex; post-mRNA release spliceosomal complex. The annotation marks the transcript as partial. The record is from RefSeq and is a predicted model, not a curated record. Gene Ontology annotation, molecular function: protein binding. NCBI's taxonomy places the organism in Eukaryota, Metazoa, Arthropoda, Malacostraca, Amphipoda, Hyalellidae. Gene Ontology annotation, biological process: mRNA splicing, via spliceosome; spliceosomal complex assembly. The transcript is spliced from 5 exons.
AGAAUUAUCUUUUAGUUGGAAGUCUAUAUUCCAAGCAGGCUUUGAUUAUCAGUGUCUGAACUCACACAGAUUUGAUAUUUGUUUGGCUGAGAGAAGAAUCAGCCAUCAUGUCAACAAAGCCACAAAAUAUGCCCCAAGUGGCAAAGGUGAAAGACAAGUCUCCAGCCGAGAUGCAAAUAACUGCCGAGCAGCUCCUCAGCGAGGCCAAGGAACGAGAGUUGGAGAUUGUGCCUCCACCUCCAAGACAGAAGAUUGCAGACCCCAAGGAACUGCAGGAAUAUCAACUAAAAAAAAGGCGUGCAUUUGAAGACAACAUCCGGAAAAACCGUGGCAAUGUCUCCAACUGGCUCAAGUACUCCAAAUGGGAAGAGGAACAAGGAGAAAUACGUAGAGCUUGGUCAGUUUAUGAACGCGCGCUUGACGUGGAGCAUCACAACAUCACUCUGUGGCUCAAGUAUGCUGAGAUGGAGAUGCGCUGCAAGCAGGUUAACCACGCCCGAAAUGUGUGGGAUCGCGGAGUGACGAUCUUGCCACAAGCCAGCCAGUUCUGGUACAAGUACACCUACAUGGAAGAGAUGCUGCGCAACCCUGCUGGUGCAAGAGAG